AUGGCCCCAAGUUUCUGGUUCUUCAAAGCCACCCGGUUCAUUCGUUUUGCUUGCAAGGUGGCGCGGGAUCCUCAGGAGCGAACAGGUGCGGGGGUUGCUGUGCGACAGCUCGACCCCAUAGCAGCUUGCCGCACCUCGCAGCACCGCAUCGGUGUCAACUACAUCGAGGUCUUGGAGGUCUGGGAAGCCUGCCCUCUUCCCAAGUACGCCUGGUUUGUCCCUGACAACUGUUGCAUCUGCACGGCCAACGGCUCCGGCUGUGUUUCACUGGGGGGUGGCGAUUACGAUGGGGACCUUUUGAUGUUCACAUCAAAUCCCAUCCUCCUUCGUUUUCUUGAUUGCACGCCAAGGCUUCUCACUGCAAUGGCAGAGAGAGCCCAGCAACAAGCUUUUAAUGCGCCGGAUCCUGAAUUGGAUGCGGCCUUAAUUCAUUGCGUCCGCCUGGCCGUUGCUGCCGAGAAGGCUUACGGCGCGCCCAAAAAGGAACGGCACGAUGCACUGCACGCCCUCUUGCCCCGAAUUCCACUAGGCAAGGCUUGGCUUCCUUUGAAUCAAGUCACCUUGCCGGCCGCUGCCGGUCAC
This is a messenger RNA of Cladocopium goreaui, 582 nucleotides long. Lineage: Eukaryota; Dinophyceae; Suessiales; Symbiodiniaceae. The record is from the annotation of a GenBank genome assembly.